CCUGAAUGAAAACAAUGAUUCAUUAAAUUGAUACAUAGUCUAAUUUAUUGUAGCUCUUUCUUCACACAAACAUCGAAACUUUUCAUCUGUAUUUUUCAUUGUCAGUUCUUCUUAAUAGUUGUUUUUAAAGAAGUGGAAGUAAUCGGGUUGUUGAUUUUAAUUUCCUUCUACUUUUAAGAGCAUCUUUGGGUAAAUUAUUUGCCGUAGUCAGAGGCGGAUCUAGGGGCCUCCCCUAAAUUUUGUGACAGUUAUAAUUUUAUUAUAUAUUAAUUUUCUUUUUUUUUUACGAUCCCCUCCACACACACACACCUAACAGUGGUUUCUAAUCCAUCCACCUGUCUAAAAAUAUAGAGACCAGAAACAUCACUAAAUUGUCCUGAAAACAGGCUGAACGAAUGUAGAAAGAAAGUGUCGUUUCUAUGUCUGAAAAUUGUUACAUUACCCUAUAUAUAAUAGGUAUUCAAAACUUGUGGCACCAUGUUUCAACCAUUUCUCAACCAAAAUGGUGCAACAAAUGGACACACAAACGAAAAAUAUAUACUCACUAAAUCCCGAUUGAAGUACUUGUGUCUAAAACAAAAUAAAUCUUCCAACGACGACCUUCAAACCUUUCCCCGCUAAAUAGAGGGAAGCAACUUGCACUGCACAUUAAGAAAAUUAUCGACUUAAUGUGCACCCUGCACUAGUAGGGGCAUUUCAUGGUAAUGUUUGGUGACAUUUUGUAUUGAUAGAAACCAUAUAAGAGAUGUUUACUUCACACACCCCCCAAAAAAAAAUAAAAAAAAUUGUACUUAUAUUUUGGGAUACACAUACAUAUUAAUGAGUGUGAUGAACAUGACAUCAUUUGGACGCAAGAAAUUUUUGUGCAAGUUCAACCUAUAAACUCUGCUCUCCUAUAUCUUCUAUGUUAUAUCCCAAUAAUUAUUUUGUUAGGUCACAAUGUUGUUUUACAAUGACAUGCAGAGAAAAUAAAUAGUUGAUAUAAUUUAAUAAUCAAUUAUUAAUCAAUAAAGGUACCGUGACGGACAUGACAUGACACACCUGACAUUGUCAAGAUUCAAAGUUACCUCAUAAAAUGAACGAAAUCUUGAUACAAAACAUAAUGAUGACAUCUGAUUAAACUUUAUAAUGUACAACAAAUAAUAACUAUGUAUUAUACUAGUAAAAUAUCUCCUACAGCGUAAAGACAAAGUCUGGCUGAAAUUUAUUAUUCAGACCUAAUUUUCUGAAAAAUUAAAAUGGCAGAAAUUCAUAUUUUUCAUGUAGUCAAUACAUGCACAUUGAAAUAAAAAAUACAUCCACUUUUGCUAUCUCAUGUGGAGAGGUAGCUUGCAUGUCUCAAUGACUCUGGGAGCUAUGCUAGCUGGAGCUGUCAAACGGUAGAGACUCUACUAAUAUGGAUCAGACAGACGGAGGACGUGAGUCAAGAAAGAUUACUGUCUAGAAGAAGCAAACUCCAAAGUCAAAACUGGGCUGGAGAGGCUCAUAAUCUUACUGUUGAACACGAGAGGACAACAUGAGGUUAACGUGUGAUGUGGAGUUGGUGAAUCGUCUUCUCCCAUCAUUCAAUCUGAAGAAAGCAAGUCGCAGCUGUCGAGCUCAGGUAUCUCUGGGGAAGAAGCCUGCAAGUUCGUCUAAAGACGGAGCCCUCUUCCUGAUGGUCUGCACUGCUAAAGACAGGAACGGAGUCAAGUUUCUUGUGAAGGGUAACAUAGAACAGAUAUUUGGCAAGUUUGUAUCUGAUGGAAAAGCCACCAUUCGCAUACGAGAUCCACAGCAAGAUGUGUGCAUCAGUAAGGCAGAUCCUCUACAACUGAAGAACAUUUUGAACUUGAUUCAUCAGGCCUCGCAGGGAAAAGAUCUUGACCGGACAGCCCUUUCAGCACUGACCCCAGCAUCGGCCAGACAAGUAGAAAAACCCAAAACUAAAAUGACCAUCCUGACUCGAAAAGAUUACCCCCUGACCACAACCUUUCCGUCUUCGUUGGAAUCCCUCCAAGUAUCUCAGUGUUCCAUGAAGAGAAUCGAUCAACGCAUCUUGCAGCUUUCAAAACUAAAGAUUCUCAACUUAAGUCAUAACAGUCUUCAGAGCCUUCCUGAAUCCUACGGUCGGAUAUACUCACUAUACGAGUUAUAUGUGAAUAACAAUCAGUUAACCAAACUACCCAUUUCACUCUGUCGAAGCUCCCUGUCAACAUCACUGGUAGUGUUAGACAUCAGUGAGAAUCAAAUAACAACUUUGCCACUGGAGUUAUGUGAACUUAAACAGCUUGUGACUUUGAAAGCCGAUAAAAAUGAUCUUAAAUCGUUGCCUGCGACGAUAGGAAAAUUAAUACACUUGAAGAGUGUCUCUGUUGCUCACAAUAAGCUGGCGAUACUUCCUGCAGGCUUGACACGACUUCAGCUGGAUCAUCUCGACCUGUAUUGUAACCCGCUGGAACUUCAACAGACGGAGUCAGUUAUCAUGUCUCAGCUAACAUUUCCAACACUUGUAGAAUGUUGCGCAAGAAGCAUCAAGAAGUACAGGGUUCCCUAUACAGAUGAAGACUUGUUCCCUCAGCUGUGUCAGUACUUGGAUUCCGCACGCCAUUGCUGGUGUGGUAAUUACUGCUUCCAGUGCUGUGCUCGUUACAUCGCCACUGUGGAUCUACGGCGGGUAUCGGCUACUGUCACAGCGUGGGAUAACGUCGGUACCAAGCUUGUUCCUGUGGAGGCAUUCCUGUGUUCUCAGAAUUGCCUCACCAAGUUUCAAAACAACUCUGUUGCAUACUGGAAGUAGCUUCAACACUAGCACACGUUUAAGAUCUGUGUUACAAACUCAAGUCUAUAAAACUCUCUCAGUUGGAGCAAAUACUUGUUACAGGCUCAGUCUAAAACAUGGACACACUGAUGUUACUUUAACAACAUGGGUUAAUGGAAAUAAUUUCUCAUGUGAAAAUAAUUUAUUAAAUUAUUUUUGUUAGUUGAUUUUUAUUCAUUUAUUCCACAAUGUUGGACCUAGUUCCAUUAUUUAUCUGUAAUUUUAUUGUCAAGUUUAACAGUAGUAACAAAGAUUGCUGCCAUAUUUUUAUACAUUGGCACCUAAGUAUUCAUUAUUAUAUUAUAAGAAAGUCUGUCAUCAAUUGUCUUUUAAUAAUAACUAACAAAAAUAAAGGAUAAAUAGCC
Gigantopelta aegis is the source of this 3165-nucleotide messenger RNA. RefSeq names its product leucine-rich repeat protein 1-like. NCBI's taxonomy places the organism in Eukaryota, Metazoa, Mollusca, Gastropoda, Neomphalida, Peltospiridae. The coding region runs from base 1517 to 2779 and encodes 420 amino acids. The transcript is spliced from 5 exons. Gene Ontology annotation, molecular function: protein binding. The record is from RefSeq and is a predicted model, not a curated record.